Molecule: messenger RNA, 4658 nt
Organism: Chara braunii
Lineage: Eukaryota; Viridiplantae; Streptophyta; Charophyceae; Charales; Characeae
Source: the annotation of a GenBank genome assembly
GGGAAGGGGGUGGCUGGUCUGGCUGGAUUGCUCUGGCCCCAAAACCAAAAAAGGGAAGAGGGAGGGUGAGGACAGAGCAAGAGGGGAGCACGAGGAGGAAAGAGAGCGUGGGUGUGUCCGCACCGAGCGAGUGUUGCAAGGCAGAGGGCGUAGCGGCAAGGACGCCAUCGCCAUCGUCGUCUUCCCCUCGUUCUCUCGCUUUGCGCCAGCAUGGCAGCAGCGACGACGGCGGCCGCUGCCGCGGCCACGGCCAGCGCUAAGCUCAACGUCGGCGCGCCACAUGGCUCAUCCUCUUCGGGCAGAAAGAACUACGCCAUCGCCGCGAAUGCUUUGCCCUGUGCCCGGUCCUCGCAAAAGGGCGCAGGAUUAUGCGAGUAUGCAGGCUUGAAGGCAUCCACUGCUCAUCUGUUCGGGGGUGUCACAGGCAGAGAUGUGGCAGAUGCCUCUGACUUGUUCCAUGAUUCCGUCACUCGCCAUGUCUCAUCCAAGGUCCUUGGAUCUGGUCACCGUGGAGAAACUGAGGCUAAGCUAAAGGUGGCCAUCAAUGGUUUCGGACGUAUUGGCCGAAAUUUCCUGAGGUGUUGGCAUGGGCGACCAAACUCGCCCCUUGAAGUUAUUGCCAUAAACGACAGCGGAGGUGUUAAGCAGGCAACUCAUCUUUUGAAGUACGAUUCCAUGUUGGGUACAUUCAAUGCGGAUGUGAAAAUUGUUGACGAAACACAUAUUAGCGUGGACGGGAAGGUGAUCCAAAUUGUAUCGAACCGUGAUCCACUUCAACUCCCCUGGGGUGAACUUGGCAUCGAUAUUGUCAUCGAGGUGUUCAUCCCGGCUACAGCUCUGAUCGGGAUGGCGUUUGCCAUUUUUCAAUGGUACGUGGUUUCGAAGAUUCCUGUUCGAUCGGCCGCAGUUGGUGACGACUAUUAUUUGGCGGAUGAGGGCGGGCUCGAGGAUGCAAGCGUGAUAGCGAAGGUGGCGGACAUUCAGGAGGCCAUCUCUCUUGGCGCAGUGUCGUUCUUGACGACGGAGUAUUGGUACUUGACCAUCUUCAUGACACUGUUUACUGGUAUCAUUUUCGUCUUCCUUGGAUCCGUCGACGGGUUCGGGAGGGAGUGGAAACCUUGCGAUGCCAAGGUUCCCACUGGGAAGAUGUGUGCGCCAGGCACUGCCGUCGCAUUCUUCAGCGCCGUGGCUUUCGCUCUCGGGGCACUGACUUCCACCCUGUCCGGCUUCCUGGGCAUGAAGAUCGCAACUUACGCGAAUGCCAGGACGGCCCUGCAGGCGAGGAAGGGCAUCGGCGCGGCCUUCGCGGCUGCCUUCAGAUCCGGCGCUGUGAUGGGCUUUCUGCUGACGGCGAACGGCCUGUUGGUGCUGUUCCUGGCGAUUCUUGGGUUCAAAAAGUACUUCGGCGAUGACUGGGUUGGACUGUACGAGUCGAUCGCGGGAUACGGGCUUGGCGGAUCGUCCGUUGCUCUGUUUGGCCGUGUGGGAGGUGGCAUUUACACGAAGGCUGCUGAUGUCGGGGCUGAUCUCGUCGGCAAAGUGGAGCGCAACAUUCCGGAGGACGAUCCUAGGAACCCUGCCGUGAUUGCUGAUAACGUGGGUGACAAUGUGGGCGACAUUGCAGGCAUGGGCUCUGACUUGUUUGGGUCUUUCGCCGAAUCCACGUGCGCGGCGUUGGUCAUCUCCUCGUUGUCCUCCAUGGGCACGGACUUGGAUUUCACGGCGAUGAGCUUUCCUCUGCUAAUCACGGCUUCGGGCAUCAUUGUCUGCCUCUUGACGACCCUCGUGGCCACCGACAUUCAGGUCGUUGAGAACAUCAAGGACAUUGAGCCGAGUCUGAAGAGGCAGCUUCUCAUCUCGUCGGUCCUGAUGACGCCCACGAUCUUUGCGGUGUCUUAUCUGUGCCUUCCUGCGCAGUUCAGUAUCAUCGUUGCCGGGCACGAGGACAAGGUGGUGAAGAACUGGUACAUGUUCUUCUGCGUGGCGGCCGGUUUGUGGGCGGGACUGAUCAUUGGGUACAUUACGGAGUACUUCACCAGCCACCAGUACUCGCCAGUGCGCGACGUGGCGGAUGCGUGCAGGACGGGAGCGGCAACCAACAUCAUCUUCGGUCUGGCUCUGGGUUACAAGUCUGUGAUCAUCCCUGUGUUUGCCAUCGCCGGMGCCGUCUACCUCUCCUACAGCCUGGCGGCCAUGUACGGCAUUGCGUGCGCAGCACUUGGAAUGCUCAGCACYCUGUCCACCUGCCUCGCYAUCGACGCCUACGGGCCCAUCAGCGACAAUGCCGGUGGGAUCGCCGAGAUGGCAGAGAUGGGCCCAGCYAUCCGUGAGAAGACGGACGCGCUGGAUUCGGCKGGGAACACGACUGCUGCYAUCGGCAAGGGCUUYGCGAUCGGGUCGGCUGCGCUGGUGUCGCUCGCUCUGUUUGGCGCCUAUGUGAAUCGCGCCGGCAUCUCGGAGGUGAACGUGAUCGCGCCGAAGGAGUUCGUGGGUCUGCUCGURGGGGCSAUGCUGCCGUACUGGUUCUCGGCGAUGACGAUGAAGAGUGUGGGCAAGGCKGCUCUGGCCAUGGUGGAGGARGUGAGGCGGCAGUUCAACACCAUUGCGGGCCUGAUGGAGGGAACGGUGAAGCCGGACUACAAGAARUGCGUGAUGAUCUCCACGGACGCGUCGCUCAGGGAGAUGAUCGCGCCWGGCUGYUUGGUGAUGCUCACACCCAUCAUCGCAGGUUACCUGUUCGGCGUGUACACSCUAGCAGGUGUUCUUGCSGGCGCCCUGGUUUCCGGAGUGCAGAUGGCCAUCUCCGCCUCCAACACCGGCGGAGCGUGGGACAACGCMAAGAAGUUCAUCGAGGCAGGCAACACGGMGCAAGCUCGCGCKCUCGGGCCGAAGGGCUCCKCRUGCCACAUGGCAGCCGUCAUCGGAGACACCGUGGGCGAUCCCCUCAAGGACACGUCGGGCCCAUCUCUCAACAUCCUCAUCAAGCUCAUGGCAGUCGAGUCUCUUGUCUUCGCACCGUUCUUUAAGGAGCAUGGCGGCGGAACGGGUGUGUUCGUGGACGGUCCCGGGGCUGGCAAACAUAUCCAGGCGGGUGCUAAGAAGGUGAUUAUCACCGCCCCGGCGAAGGGAAGCGAGAUCCCGACUUACGUGGUGGGAGUGAACGAGGAGGACUACCACCACGACGUGAGCAAUAUCAUCAGCAAUGCAUCUUGCACAACGAACUGCCUGGCACCAUUUGUGAAGGUGCUUGACGAGGAGUUCGGCAUUGUCAAGGGUACCAUGACCACGACUCACUCCUACACUGGCGACCAGAGAUUGCUUGAUGCGUCCCACCGUGAUCUGCGGAGGGCGCGUGCUGCAGCCCUGAACAUUGUCCCAACGACUACAGGCGCGGCCAAGGCUGUCGCCCUCGUGCUCCCCAAGUUGAAAGGCAAGUUGAACGGCAUUGCUCUCCGAGUGCCCACACCCAAUGUCUCCGUGGUUGACCUCGUUGUCAACGUCGAGAACAAGGGCUGCACCGCCGAGGAUGUCAAUUAUGCUUUCCGUAAGGCCGCGGAUGGACCAUUGAAAGGCGUUCUUGCCGUCUGUGACGAGCCUCUGGUGUCCGUCGACUUCCGUUGCACGGACGUCUCCUCAACCGUCGACUCCUCGCUAACCAUGGUUAUGGGCGACGACAUGGUCAAGGUUGUAGCGUGGUACGACAACGAGUGGGGCUACAGCCAACGUGUUGUUGACCUGGCGCACCUCGUGGCUGCCAAGUGGCCUGGGGCAAAGCCUGCACCUGAUGCGAAGGACGGUGAUCCUUUGGGCACCUACUGCGAAUCCAACCCUGACGAUGACGAGUGCCGUGUCUUUGAGUAAAGAUACUCUCAACUUCAGUGCCAUUCAGUGCCUUCUCCACUGUCUCAAUGAAACGACAGGGGGGGCACACACACAUCCACACACAUGUCAAGUGUAGUGCUUCAUUUUCUGCAAUAGAGGGUAAAGCUGCUUCAAAAUUGGAUAUCAAUCUACAACACAAAAACACACACAGACACACCCACCCACCCACCCACCCACACACACACACACACACACACACACACACACAGAGAUUGGGCAUGGAGAGGCCAUGGGUGUCAUUGAGGUUGCGCAGUGGAAACCUGCUGUACUGUAUCUCAUUUUUCUUAUUGAAUCGGCCUUGUACGCAAGAGGUUCUGAACAGGGGGAGUUGUAAGGAAGAAGAUUAAAAACGAAUUUAAGAUUUUUUUUGUUUUUUUGGUUUUUUCGCUUAGGCGCUCUGAUAUCAUGUGACAAUAUAUAUCCUUAAGCCAAGUCAUGUUCAGCCUCCUGAUGAGUCGGUGAAACUCCGACGAAACAGUUUGUCACAGCCCCUUGUUUGUUGUCCUCUUCUCUCUCUCUGCCUACGGUUUACCGGGCAGUUCUGUUUGUGACGAUAUAUCCUUAAGCCAAGUCAUGUGCACAGGAUCGAGAUUUUGUCGAGAUGAGAAUGAUGUCUCGUCGUAAAGAUUGUCUCGUCGUAAAGAUUACCUGCAUGAAUGGACUCUCCCCCUUUUGUUGACCUCCAGAGUCUUGUAUUCCAGAGGCAUUUGUGAUUUGCUUUUGCUUUUCUGUGAUGUAUGGUAGUUGUUAACUUAUUACAACCGCCAACCAACGUA